AUGUGGAGUUUCCUCCCAGGAGCCGAGAGUGCGUCCAUGGGCCCAGCGCCUGGCGUGCCCUCCCUGGGAGCUUGCUGGACCCAUGACCAGGCGUCUGGGAGGGCAGAGGACAGACCACAAGCACCCAGGAUAGCUCAGCACACACGGGUUCUCAGCUUCCCGUUCAUACAGAAACCUCAGACAAGAAGCACGCUGCCCAUUUUUCUUUAAGACCAACCCCAGACCACGAGAACGCUUUCUCUGCGGCAGCAGCACUCCAGCGCCCCUGCCUCCAGGCACCCCCGGCCUCCGCACUCCAGUGGCCCGGACCUGGCUGAGGCAGCUCCUGUGCUAAGUCAGGCCUCACAGACGGCUGGAAGAGCCAGUUCUGGGCCGGGCCUGUGCGAACAGGUGUCUGUUAGUCAGGGUUUUAGGAAUGCAGCCUUUGGAGCCUGCAGCGGGGAAUGGCGGCUCUGGGCCCUCAAGGGGCAGCCGGUGUAG
This is a messenger RNA of Cercocebus atys (sooty mangabey), 480 nucleotides long. RefSeq names its product chromosome unknown open reading frame, human C10orf91. The transcript has 4 exons. The record is from RefSeq and is a predicted model, not a curated record. Lineage: Eukaryota; Metazoa; Chordata; Mammalia; Primates; Cercopithecidae.